AUGACCAUUUCUCUUCCCACUGUACUCAUUGAAGUUGUACAACUGGAAAAACCAUCCGAUAAUAGCGAAUACGAUUUCAAAGGAAAUGAAUCUGGAUUCAACUCUCACCACUACCACUCUCACCUGUCACUAUCCUUGUACUGGUAUCUGUGGAAGACUCCCAAGAUACGUUUCCUUUCUACGAGAUGCGGUGACGGAGGACUUACAGUCAGUGAAUCCUGGCACAUGAAGGUUCGAAUGAAAUCACGAGGAACAGUGGAAUUUCCGCUCAUAACCCACACUUUGCUAAUGAAGAUCAUCGAAAAAAAGAAGUUCCCGCAGAAAUGCGACAUGGAAUAUGAAAUUUUACUGAAAGCACAGCACUAG
Messenger RNA from Necator americanus (New World hookworm), 366 nucleotides. RefSeq lists its product as uncharacterized. Lineage: Eukaryota; Metazoa; Nematoda; Chromadorea; Rhabditida; Ancylostomatidae. Bases 1 to 366 code for a protein of 121 amino acids. The record is from RefSeq and is a predicted model, not a curated record. The transcript has 4 exons.